AUGUUCGAAACUAUACGACGAACGUUUAUCAAUAAUAAUACCAAUCGAAGAAAAAAGAGCAAAUCGACACAGGUCAUAACGACGUCGACAACUAUGGUUGAUAGUAAUGAAGAAACGGAUUCAUCAUUGAGUGAUGAUUUCAAAAGUAUACAGAAUUCGAUUAUUUCUAUUCAUCGCCCAUCGUCGAUCGUUCUUAAAAGUUUUGCGCCACAUUCUUCAUCAUUGCCAUCAACAUCGAGCAUUCAAGACGAAGAGACUCCGUGGUUACAUGAGAAUACAACGAGAGAAGCGGUAGAAGAUGCAUUAUCGUGUCGUUCAAUUGGAAGCUUUUUCGUUCGACGACCAACAACAAUCACAACACCAAUAGAUACAUAUGUUUUGUCGAUUCGUGUACCGAAAUAUAUGAAACGAUCGUGUGUUGUACAUUAUUUAAUUGAUCGUAAUGAACAUGGUUAUCAUUUAAGAGGAAUUAAAAAGGCUUUUCCAACAUUGAAUUCUCUUAUUGUUCAUCAUUCGAUUGUAUCAGAGAAUCUACCUGUUGCUCUCGAUUUACGCGCUUAUUCAUCGUUAGAGACCAUUGAAGACGAUGAUUUCAAUACUCAAGUCACACGAAAUGAGUAUGUUGUAUAG
Molecule: messenger RNA, 630 nt
Organism: Adineta ricciae
Lineage: Eukaryota; Metazoa; Rotifera; Eurotatoria; Adinetida; Adinetidae
Source: the annotation of a GenBank genome assembly